ACUUUAAACCCUUGAGAAUGUUUUUUUAAUAACUUGAUUAUUGUUCAUUCGAUGAGAAUGACCAUUAUCAUAGGUCGGGUAUCACAGAUAAGUAAAUUACCAGAAACUCAAUAAGCAACAUACAAAUAUCACUAUAGUAAUGAACAAGCCGAUCGAAUUAUUGAUUGUUCAGAAACCUAUAAGAGGAGGUUGCAAUGGUCCUUUUUGAAUUUUCCUUUUCACUGGCGACACAAACCGAAAAUCAAAGAGAAUGCCCACAAAUAUAUCAUGUCCCGAAAUGAAAAAUGGCACGUUGGUCGUGCAUGUUGUAAACUACACGCAUUCAUCAACGGCGCUACUUUUUCUCUUUUGGAUUUCUGUCUCUAGCCUCUUUGCGAUAUUCUGGGUCUCUCGCUCAAUGUACAAACAGAACAGAUUCUCUCAACCGCGGUUUCUUGCCAUUGCUGUUUGCACAUGUGAUUUCCUGUACGCAGCUCUUUGUGUAAGUAUGCAGACUGCGAACUACUUUUUGGGGUAUUGCGACUCGGGUGGAUAUCACGGAUGCAUAUUCAGGGGCUUCUCACAGACGCUGUUUAUGAUGGCGUCCCGUCUAAUGGUAGUAUUGAUGGCUGUUGAGCGUUUUGUUGCAUUGAGGUAUCCGUUUAAAUAUCAGCACCUGAUGUCUAAGGAACGAGUUAUUGGCGCUGUAGCAGGACUUGGACUGUAUGCAAUGCUGGUUUCGUCCUUGCCUUUGAUGGGGAUUAAUAGCUAUGGAUUUCAGUCAUGGUGCGACUUUCAUUGGAACGACCGAUCCCCCGGGGGAAGAUUUUUCGUGCUGUACUUCGUCUUUGAAGGUUUUGCUUGUAUGAUGGUAAUACUCUUCUGCAAUGUGUCUGCCAUUUAUGAACUUUUAAGCAUGAAGAAAGUCCAUCCUGUGGAGACGUCCAACAAGCACAAGACUGAAAACGCAAAGUUUAUAAUGAUGAUGUCGGCCAUUUCUGUGGUUUACAUUGUGUUUUCGACUCCAUUAUUAAUUCGACUAUUUUGCAACCAGCUGGGAAUUAACCUUUCGAAGCAAAAAGAUUUCGUAGGAAUCCGCUUGAAUAUUGUUAACAAUAUGAUGAACGCCCACCUACUCUUGUUUAUACAACUCCUCUUUCAUCCAAAAUUACGCAAAAAGUUGAAUUGUUGCGGUAAUAAAGAACAAGACGGAGAUUCGAACAUCCCCUCAACCCAGGUGACCAAUACCUGAUAACAUUGUAGAACAUGAUCCCAAAAAGAGAGUCAAAUGUUACUGGAUGAGUAAGGAUUACCUGAUUACCAGCGGAUUUGUAAUUUAAAAUAUAUUUUCUGACAAUUUUUUUUGUUAAAGUAAAAGCUCUAAUGAGCUUCCUAAAUUACUAUCAUUAAAAUGAAAGAUUGUAUAAACAUGUAUUCUCCUGACAGUGAGCGGUCAGCGUGCUAACCACUCGGCCAUGUACAUGAUGUAGGCAAGACAGAAGAAUUUUGCUCUCGAUGACGAACGGAACCUAGCGCGCUGGCUGCUAACAACAAUGUUGUUUUGAGAUACAGGUGGAAUUCAGCUAACGGCAAUUUGAAAAUAUUAGAACGAUACAUAAUGCAUUGAUAUUUACAUAAGCAGAAAAAUUACAAUAUAAAUAUGUAUAUUUUUUCAUCGUUCUUUGGAUAUUAGCCUUGGCGAAUAACUUUAAUUUAAAUGGACAUUGCAUUUCGCUUGAAUCUCGACCACUUGGUCAAUCAUUAAAUUACUCCCUAAUGUCGUGCUCAUGUUGUUUUAAAAGAAGAUGAUAAUUAUUUUUUUAGUAAAAGUUGUACAUUUAUUGCUGUUUAAGUGAGCGAUGUGGCUGAUGGCCCUUUUACAUCGAUUAUGGUAUUAAUUUUACGUGAGGUUUCCAAAUCUCUAUUCCACUUGAAUUAAUACCAAUGAUAUAUUUAACUAUUUUAUGAAGAAAUGAAAUUAGGUGAAGUUUAAAUUUAUAUAGUUUAUUGUUGAAAACGAUCAUUUUUUCAAUUAUCCAUUUAUAUCAUGUUUAUCAUUGAACAGGCUUCAUUUAAGAAAUACCUGUCUUAAAAUAUAAACAAAUUAUUAUAUGUUCUAGCCCUGACGAGAAGCAACUAAAUUGAAAUACACAAAUGUAUUUGAAGGCUAAAUAAACGAAAAUUGACUUAUUUCAGUAGUGAACAUUUGACUGUUUUACCUUUUUGGAUGUCUGACAUACGUUAUCUAGAAUUAAUAAAACCAAACCAGUAUUGGGUUCCAUUAUAACUAUCGGUGAAUUUAAGUGACUGUUUAGCAUGACACGUUUUAUUGCAUGUGAAGUUUUGAAUACAUGCAAACUGUUUUAUAUUGGGGGAACUAUAUGACUUAUAUUGAGGGAACUAUAUACUAGAUUUAAAGAUUAUUUUAGGUCUGCCUUGGUAUGCAAAGAUAAAGUACGUGUACAUGACUAUUAAUUGAAGGUUCUCGGCACGGGAACAAGUUAAAAUACUGAUGACAAAGGAGAAGCUAUUGAAAUUUUCUGUACGUAAUAAAAAUAAGCUAAACAUUCCCAAUCUCAUUUUAACCAUUUCUAAAACGACACUGCCGCGUAGGAAUUUACAAAUUUCUUCUUUUUUUUUAUUGUUUAUAUAAUAGCGCCAGAUUACAUGUUGAUUCUCCGAAUUUGAUACUUGAGUCAGCAAAUCUC
This is a messenger RNA of Magallana angulata, 2687 nucleotides long. Its product is annotated as prostaglandin E2 receptor EP2 subtype-like. The transcript has 5 exons. Gene Ontology annotation, molecular function: G protein-coupled receptor activity. The record is from RefSeq and is a predicted model, not a curated record. Lineage: Eukaryota; Metazoa; Mollusca; Bivalvia; Ostreida; Ostreidae. Gene Ontology annotation, cellular component: plasma membrane. Bases 251 to 1231 code for a protein of 326 amino acids. Gene Ontology annotation, biological process: adenylate cyclase-activating G protein-coupled receptor signaling pathway; positive regulation of cytosolic calcium ion concentration; inflammatory response.